AUGCAAUCCACGAAACAUCGCCUUGAGCGAGGUAACUUAGGGAGCAACUUACAUGCUCAACCUUCUGGAAAAUCCUGCACGGCGGACAGCGGGGCGUUGUUCGAUUUCAAUACUCGCCCAACAAAUUCGAUCAGCGUAGAGAAUAUUCCAAGUCAUGUCAAUAGGCGUGAAGUAGUUUCUCUAUUCAACUCUCUGAUUGGCGAGGUUCGCAGCUUUCAGGACAUCAGGGAUUCUCCCAGCUCGCGACUUGAAAUAACAUUUUUCGGUCGCGAUUCUGCGACCAAAGCUUUGUGUAUGAAUGGAUACAAAUUGGCGGGUGUUCCUCUAGCGGUUUCCGCAUUAACAACGGCAAAUUCAGUGAACCGAAUGAACAAGACAACAAUGGACGACCGUCGAAACCUCUAUGUUCUUGGCCUCCCAUUCGCUCUUACAAAAAAUGAAUUCAGUGCGUUGUUUGCUCAGUACGGCACUGUAUCGCACUGUGUUAUCUUGGCGACGGUGGAUAAUUCGUCGAGGAGAAGAGGUUUUGUUGUAAUGUCGACCCACGAAGAAGCAAAACGUGCAAUGCUUGCUUUGACGCACACCUCAAUCAAAGGCCAUUCAAUCGACGUUUCCUGGGCGGUUGUGCAGCGUUCUCAAGGAUUUUUGGAUGGGGGUGAUCGAGCUUUGCUCCUUGACUCACGUUCUCAUUUAUCUAGUCCCAGUCCCAAGCUUCAUGAACGAGGCAACCGUAAUUCAUCUGAUUUUCCAGACUCUGCAGCAGAGUCAUCUGAUGUGGAUCAUAAUUCUGUGACCCCUGUUUCUAUGCCUACUCCAUCCUUGCUGGUCUCCAAUAUUCCAACAUUGCUAUUCUCACAAGCUCAGGAUCUUCAGCCUCUGUUUCUUCCCUUUGGUCACAUCGAAAAACUCGAGAUAGUUCAUGUAUCGCCAGCAGGUACAAUGUCGGUUCUCGUGCAAUAUUCUCGGGCUAGCGUUGCGCAAGAAGCAAAGGACAGCCUUUCUGGACAGCUUUAUGGAAAUCAUUGUCUUGAAGUACGUUAUGUCAAGCCUCCCGCAUCUAGUGUUCUUCAGUCCGAUCAGUUCCUCGCCGCUCUAUCUGAUGUUCUUGACAAAAAGACAACAAUGGGAUACUCUUCUGAUCCAUCUUCUCGUGGUCACUUGGCGCGUGCGCACUCUUUCGGUGGCACUACUACAAAUCAAGAUGUCUCCACUUUCAAACAUGCUCCUCUUGGAGGGUGCGGUAAUUUUCCUCGGGUUCAGUUUUCUCCUAUGGCGCAUACUAGGCAUACAUCUCUUACUGCGAUAACUCCUCCUUUCUCCAAUGUCUGCGAUGACUUUAAUGACCCUCCAUUUACUUCUGGCCCGAGAUGUGCCGCAACCCCUGGCUCAAAGGAUGUUAAUCCACUUGCUUUGACUGCCGAAUUUUUUGUGGAUUCUAAAGCCUAG
Messenger RNA from Psilocybe cubensis, 1446 nucleotides. RefSeq lists its product as uncharacterized. The transcript has 10 exons. Lineage: Eukaryota; Fungi; Basidiomycota; Agaricomycetes; Agaricales; Agrocybaceae. Gene Ontology annotation, molecular function: RNA binding. The record is from RefSeq and is a predicted model, not a curated record. Bases 1 to 1446 code for a protein of 481 amino acids.